Molecule: messenger RNA, 1455 nt
Organism: Pararge aegeria (speckled wood butterfly)
Lineage: Eukaryota; Metazoa; Arthropoda; Insecta; Lepidoptera; Nymphalidae
Gene: Trs31
Product: trafficking protein particle complex subunit 5
Exons: 5
Coding region: 124-684 (186 amino acids)
Biological process (GO): endoplasmic reticulum to Golgi vesicle-mediated transport
Cellular component (GO): TRAPPIII protein complex; TRAPPI protein complex; TRAPPII protein complex
Source: RefSeq, a predicted model, not a curated record
AUGUAAAUAUGUCAAUGAGUGAAUUGAAAUCUGCAUUGUUCGCCUGGAAGCUAAAGAUUUUCUUUCAAAAUAUUUUUGUUGAGUUUUGGUCCAUUAUUGCACUAAUAUAACAACGCUACGACUAUGUCCUCUAGUCGGUCUAAAACGUCGAUACUUGACAAACCCCUGAGUAAAGGAAAGGGGGAAGUGUCUUUGGCCCUCUACGCCCUUUUAUUUUCAGAAAUCGUGCAAUAUUGCCAAAACCGAUCGCAUUCUAUCCAUGAACUACAAACGAAGUUAUCAGAAAUGGGAUAUGAUGUUGGGACAAGGCUUCUGGAUCUAUAUUUUGUAAGAGAAAGGAACAGCAAGCGGGAGAUUAAACUGCUUAACAUGUUGCUCUUUAUCAAGUCUACUCUGUGGAAGGUUUUGUUUGGCAAAGAAGCAGAUAAAUUAGAACAUGCAAAUGAUGACGAAAGAACUUAUUACAUUAUAGAAAAAGAUGCUUUGGUCAACAAAUUCAUAAGUGUACCCAAAGACAAGGGAUCACUCAACUGUGCAUCAUUCAAUGCUGGUAUCAUAGAGGCUGUGCUGACCAAUGGGGGAUUUCCAGCCAAGGUAACCGCACAUUGGCACAAAGGCACUACCUACAUGGUCAAGUUUGAAGAUGUUGUUAUAGCAAGGGACAAAUGUUUAGAUGAUCGAUAAAUACUAAAGUUUUUUGUUAAAUUACGCUUUUCUAAGUUCUUUUUUAAGCAUGAAAUAUGGAAUAUUUUAGGGUUUGCUUUGCUAACCGACUGUCUGAAGCUAAGCUAAAUAACCCAAAAGAAUAUAUCGGAACUGUUAUAUCGUUUUUUGGCCAAAUAGGGCUUCAAGUGCUCUUUUUGUCCCAAAUAAGGUACCACAACUUGAAUUAUCAGGUAAAAUUUGACUGCUUCACUUCAGACUUAAAGCUUUUAAACUGUUGGUUAAAAUUUCAAAAGAAUUAUUUAUAAAUAAGCUUUUCAUAUUGUAUCAGCAAAUCGUUUGAUACCUACGUUUUUUUUUAUUCCACUACAAGUUAGCCCUUGACUGCAAUCUCACCUGGUGGUAAGUGAUGGUGCAGUCUUAGAUGGUAGCGGGCUAACCUACUAGGGAGUAUUAUAGUCACCGGAACACUAUAUCGCUUAGCGCACGCCUUUGUUGGUAGUGGUAACUAGACAUGGCCAAAUCCUCCCACCUAAUUGGAUGUCAUAGGGAGUUUAACAAAUAAUUAGACCAACGUCUUUGACACUUAGCUACCACGCAUUGUCAUCCUAACUACACAUGUAAGCAUAGUUUUAGCACAAAAGGUUUGGGAAAACUGGUUUAAUAUUCAGUUACAACAUUUGACCCCCCCCCCCCUACACUAACAGAGCAACUUCGAUCAAAGCAUUUCAAAAAAUCGUCAGUUGCUAGGUAUACUAUAGUAAGCUAUACCUAACAUAUUCUUAAAACUUU